AUGAGUUUCAUCAAAAGUGUCUUCUCCAUCGCCCGCAGCGGCGCCGUCAAGGCCAAGGCCAAGGGCAAAGCGCGGCCCGUCACUUCCGGGCUGAAGCAGAUAAACAUUAGAAAUGCUGAGAAAGUUAGCACAAUAAAUAAAGCAUUUGCUGAAGUGCAGAAAGAAGUACAGCAGCUAUCAAAAGGCACUGCAGCGGAACCUCAGAAGACUCAUCAGGUUUCCACACACCUGGAAGAGGAACCAGCAAACGUGGAUGCUGCCACAAGUCUAUUAUCUCAGUUGUAACACGUAAUGGACACCGAAGGGAUUGCAAGAAAUUAAGAUCAAAAGUACUGAUGGCUUUGUUUGUACAAUUUUAUUAAAAAAAUCUUGUUAAUAUACAA
Charadrius vociferus (killdeer) is the source of this 383-nucleotide messenger RNA. RefSeq names its product chromosome unknown open reading frame, human C8orf59 (gene RBIS). Gene Ontology annotation, biological process: ribosome biogenesis. The transcript is spliced from 4 exons. The record is from RefSeq and is a predicted model, not a curated record. Lineage: Eukaryota; Metazoa; Chordata; Aves; Charadriiformes; Charadriidae. Gene Ontology annotation, cellular component: nucleolus. Bases 1 to 285 code for a protein of 94 amino acids.